Molecule: messenger RNA, 1755 nt
Organism: Striga asiatica
Lineage: Eukaryota; Viridiplantae; Streptophyta; Magnoliopsida; Lamiales; Orobanchaceae
Source: the annotation of a GenBank genome assembly
AUGGCAGAUAGAAGACAAUCGUACUCCUUCCGUUUUUGGCCCACCAGGCGAACCCAAACACCAUCCCCACCACCGGCCACCACCAAUUCUCCUCCAGCCGCUAGGCCCACACCUCAAUCCCGGCCCAUUAGCCGCCAGGCAACCACCAAUCGUCCAGCCGAAAUUCAAAGUCCUUCACGACCACCAUCGACUACUAAUCUCACCCCAGCUGCUCAAUCCCGACCAGUUAGCCGCCAGACAACCACCACCAACCUUCCAGCCGAAACUCAAAGUCCUCCACAACCACCAUCGACUACUAAUCCUCCGCCAACAACCGAAAAAGUUAGCGGCAGGCCUCCAAAUUCCAACUCUCCACCUCCAACACCAAGCAUGCAAAAAAUUAGUCCUCCAAACGAGACUAAAACCUCAUCACCAUCAACUCCCAUCAAACCCGCGUCUUUAUCAAAUAAAUCCAAAUCACCUCCUCAGACUUCAUCAUCUCCAUCUCGCCUGGCCCCACAAGCUUCACCAAUCAAGCCUCCAUCACCGUCUCAUAACUCUAAGGCCUCCUCCACUCCACAGACACGUUCCCUAUCUCGUUCAACCUCUAAGCAAACAUCCUCGAAUUCUCCCAAAAAGCCUCCUAAUUCCCCAUCAAACAAACCAAACCUUAUGGCACCUCAACAAGAACUUCAACCAAAAGCUGAGGCCAAAUCCAAUACCGCUGCUAACAAUGAUAUCAAUGGCACCAAAACCCAGAAUGAGCUUCUACCACCUGAAAAUUUGCCGUCGUCCAUCAUUAAUGACGAGCAUGAACCUCUAACCAAAUUAAAGACAGCACCUGAAGAAACUAUGCAUGUGAAGGAAGUGGUGCAGGCUAUAGAAAACAAAGAUGAUGAAAAGAUAACAACGGAGGCCAACAGUAUUCCCAAUCCAAUGUCUAGCUCUCAAGGAUUGACUCCAAGCGAGGAGAAGCCAGAGGUGCUGCUAGAGAGAAAGGAAACUUUACCUACCUCUCUUCCCAGUCUAGAGCCAACCAGCAACAACACAGCUUCUCAACCGAAGAAGAUAAUGAGCACAGUUGAAGGCAUUCGUGAUAAAGCUGCACAAGAAAAUGGAGAACAUAUCUCCUCAAACAAAGAAAUCAAGAACGACGUCUCGAAAUUUCUCAACCAAAUGGCCCUCGGAGACCCCAAAAAUGCGUUUAACGAAAAAAACGUGAGCAUCAUUACGCUCGCGGGGGAAAAUAGAGGUGCCUCAAUGCAAAUGGGGCCCACUGCUCAAAAAGACGGGCCGCCAGUCCACAUAAGCAGGGGAUACAAGGUCAACCCUGGUGAAAUUGCAAACACAACAAACAAUGGAGAAGAAAGCUCAAAAGGGAAAAAACCGUCUGACGAUGCAAAAGCAACAGCAGAAGGCCAACCAACAGAGGCGUAUGUGAAUAACAACACACAAGGAAUCAAUAACUCUAUUGUGUUCAAUGCCUCAAUUGCCGAAAGAAAUCCGGGGGUUCACUUUGUUGUCACUCAUGUCCCAAAGGAGUCAAUCUGGACUGCUGCAGAGAAAAUAAGCCCAGCAGAGGCAAGAAAGGCGGAGUACAACAUGACACAGGCGGAGAAAAUUACCUAUGACCCCUUGGUGAGAAGAAGGUGCUUGAGAGGCCUUCUCUUGGAAACGAGUGAUUCUGAUAUAGAGAACCCUGAAAAGCCUAGGCGCCAUGGUUGUCGAGUUGGAUGCCAGCAGAAGGAAAAAGAGAACAAUGCAGAUAUUUCCUGA